Messenger RNA from Diachasma alloeum, 3561 nucleotides. RefSeq names its product coiled-coil domain-containing protein 186 (gene Golgin104). NCBI's taxonomy places the organism in Eukaryota, Metazoa, Arthropoda, Insecta, Hymenoptera, Braconidae. The transcript is spliced from 8 exons. Gene Ontology annotation, biological process: vesicle cytoskeletal trafficking. Gene Ontology annotation, molecular function: small GTPase binding. The record is from RefSeq and is a predicted model, not a curated record. Gene Ontology annotation, cellular component: trans-Golgi network. Bases 278 to 3034 code for a protein of 918 amino acids.
GGCGUCACACUUUGACAGUUGUUGACACGACCAGCUGACGUUCAACUGAUUGUAGGUUAUUAGAAAAUCGUGGGUCCGUUUUAAUUCCGCAAUGAUUAAAUGCCUAAUUUGUGUGUAAAAAUUGGAGGUACCCUCACCCCAAGAGUUGAUAAAAUCAUGUCGAGUACAUGUACCCAUUGCUCCGAUGAUAGUUGAGUCCUCGAGGAAACGGCAAGUAUUAUGAUUAAAGAGUGUAGGGCAUCGCCUAUUUCACCAAAGAAACUCUACGUUCUUAAAAAUGGAUGAGACCAACUGUCAGCAAGGUGAAGAUGUUGUGGCGGCCUUGGGAUCCUCGCAAGUGUCACCAGGUCAUGUGUUCCCUGGCCUUCGCCCUGACGCAGCGUCUCCCGCUCCUGCUCCUGAUUCAUCAGCUUUCGAAACUGCUCUGGAGUUGAUAAAUGGAACACCUCAAGGUUCACCAAACUCUGACGAGCAUGCAGUGGCUGCUGUCGACAAAAAUUUAAAUCCAGCGGAAAACGAGGUUCGCAGAAUUCGAGAUCAUUUCGACUCUAGGGGUUCGACUGGCAAUCCCCCUCGUAGAUCGUCCCUCUCUGAAGACAGCAGGCUAGUCAAAAUCUCACUGCCGACCAAUUCCAUAAACCUCAUCCAGACGAAUGCCCAGUUCCUCAACAAAAGUCGAAAUUUCUUGAAUUUCAUAACUGAGAAAUCGACGAAUAUCAUGGAGAAGGCGUUGUUACCUCAACAUAUUGCGGCUCGAUAUGGUGGGAAUGACAAAAAGAGACUGCACGACUUGGAUGCUAUUAAAUUUGGGUCGAUGCAGAACAUUGUCACUGGCAAGUUACCUGAAGCCCCCAAUAGCAAUGGAACGGAUAAUUCAGAUGAAAUCACUGUGGACCCUUCAAAUUCAGGGAAAAAUAGCACUUCCACUCAAGAUCUGUCCGCAUUAUCGUUGCAUGUUGAUUCUUCGAUGACUAAUGGUGAAACUAAACCUGAAAACGUUCAAAGUAAUGGGGAAGCCGUCUCGAGUCUCCCCCAUUCGGAACUAAUGAGAGAAGACAAAUGGAUUUUAGUCGAGAGAAUAAAACAGUUGGAGGAGCGAAAUCGCAAGUUGGAGGAGGAGAAUGAUCCAAUCGAAAUUGAAAAUCGAGAAAGGACUGUUGAACGUUUGACGACGGAACUACGGAUGGCGAUGAUAACUCAGGAAGAAUUGAAGAGAGAUUAUGCUGCCGCUAACAGAGAGAGGGAAAGCAUGGUGAUGAAAUUUGCGGUUGGGGAGAAACAAUUGAUUGAUACACAAAGAGCGAGGGACGCAGCUGAGAAGAGGGUGAAGGAUUUGACGAGAGAUAACGAAUUGCUUCAGAAUAAAUUGAAACAGGCAUUGGGCGAACGGACAAGAAUCUGUGGAAUAUUAGACACAAAAUGUAAAGAGCUAGUCGAAUGUCAGAAAGAAUUUGAGAGGCUCAAGGAGGAUGUCAAUGUCAAGGACGUAAAAUUGAAGUGGUCACAAACUAAAUUGAAAACAGAAAUGGAAAUGCUGAAAGAGACGCAGCAGAAGUUGGACAAAGCAAUGGCAAGGAUUAACGAGAUGAAGGACGAGUGUGAACAGGUGCGUCGUGAUUCCCAAGAGACCAUACGUCAAUUCCAACGCUCGGAGGAGAACAAAGCGGUAACCCUUGAUCAGCAAUUGAAAGAGCAGCAGGCACGACUUAUUCUCGAGCGCCAUGUGACAGAGGAUAAAGAAAUGCUACGAUCGCAACUGGAGAAAGAAGUAGAAUCCCUGAAGAAUCGACAGCAAGUUCUUAUCGAGGAGAACAAUUCGUUGAGUCUGAAAAUUCAGGACUUGGAGAAGGAAAGAUUGAUGUAUGAAAAUAAUUUGAGCAACCUGAAGAUCAUUGCUGACCAGAGGCAGAAGGAAAUCGUUGAUCUGACUGCCAAAAUUUCACAUUUGGAGACACUGAAACUUCAACUUAUUCACAAAGAACAAUGCCUGGCCUCGAAGGAAGCAGAAGUCGAGCGUCUACGUCUCGUUAAUCAAGAUUUACAAACAGAUAUGGAUUGCUGUAGACAGAGUGAAGCCCACAUGUUGGAAUUCACUGAAAAAUUGACAGAUAAAAAUGUCCGACUUCAGUCUGAAUUCACAGCAAUAGAGGCCAAGGCAAAUCAGCUAGAAAAGGAACAGGGACCAUUGCGAGAGAGUAUCACUGGGCUGAAAUCCAAAGUGAAGUCGUUGGAAGUAUGUCUUGCACUAGAAACCAGCAAAAGAAUUGAAGAGUGUGAAAUAUUGGCUAGGCAUCUGGCUGAGCAAACGCAGUUGGCGCAAAAUUUAUCCCAAAAGCUUGAGGACAGCCAGGGAGAGAACUUAGUACUUAAAAGGAAGCAUCAGGGAUCCAUCAAAGAAAUGACUCGAGAGCUACAACAAUGCAGGAAGAAGCUCGAGUCUUAUGAAGCAUCUUCACCAACCAAAUCCUUCGAUCAAACUCCUAGAACCUCUUCUAACACUUCAUUGAAUGCAGCUGAUCAUUUGAACGGGGUUUCGUCGUCGGAAAAUAGCACCAAUGGAGAAUUGCCUUCGCCUUAUAACGAUUUAGAUAAGAACUCGUUGAUUGACAGACUCCUGAAAAUGCAGAGAGUCAACGUCAGACGAGCGGAGAAGCUCGACUUCCUGGAGGAACACACCAGGGCUCUCGUCACUGAACUUCAGAAGAAAACUAAAAUUAUACAGAAUUAUAUUUUGCACGAAAAUUUUGAUGCCAUGGGGAGCAAUGAGCGAGAUAGAUAUAAGAAUUUGAAGAGCAAAAGGAAUGCCGCGGAAUUAGCCAGACACGGUGGAAUAAUGGCAUCUGUUUAUAAUCACCGAGUGUCCGAUGACAACAUGACGCUGGAAUUGUCUUUGGAGAUCAAUCAGAAGCUGCAGGCAGUACUUGAGGAUGCAUUGUUGAAAAAUAUUACUUUAAAGGACAACAUCGACACCCUGGGUGAAGAAAUUGCUCGAUUAUCUAUAAAAAAUCAACAGUUACAAAAAUCAACGAAAUGAUGAACGGAAAAUCAGACAAAAUACUGAUCCAGACAUAAGUAUUAAAAGAAAGUAACUUCCAAAUGAAAAAGAAAUCGAGUCUUCAGCAGAAGCUACGAAUGAGCGCAGGCAAGACGAAGACAAAGUAUUGACAGAGCUAUUUUAUUUGAUAUCUAAUUUAUUUUUAUUUCCCUUUUAUUUUUAACUACCUUUACUUUGCUGAAAGAUAUUUUUUAUAUUAUGUAUGUAACGAAGUAGGGUCACAGUGAAUUCAUACGUACUUACCUUGUAUAUUUUUGGUGCUCUCAAUGAUUUGUCAUUCCCUCUAACUUAAUAAUUCUUCAAUAUCUACUUAUUUCGUAAUUACGUAGUCAAAAAUUACUGUGUAUUCGUUGGCCUCAUUGAUAAACACACCACCACUGAUGUACUCAACAGUGUAUAUGUAUUAAAAAGGAAAUAUGUAUAUUGUACGUUAUAUUGGAUUAUAAAUACAACAGCUUCGCAAGGAUAAUACGAAGAAAGAGGAAUAAAUUCCAUGUUGAACAAUU